Molecule: messenger RNA, 621 nt
Organism: Aspergillus oryzae RIB40
Lineage: Eukaryota; Fungi; Ascomycota; Eurotiomycetes; Eurotiales; Aspergillaceae
Product: C2H2 type zinc finger domain protein
Exons: 1
Coding region: 1-621 (206 amino acids)
Source: RefSeq, a predicted model, not a curated record
AUGAGCAUUCACCUUUCCGCCGAAGAACGGCUCGAAGUUCUUCUCCGUUGGCAUACUAUAUGCCUCGAUACUAUGAUUAACUCGACCGUUCUUUGUAGGUAUGUCUGUUCCUGCUACGACAUUGCGCAACAUGUAUCCGGAGGCUCUCGAACAGUUAAGCCCGGGUUUGAUAUGACGAAGUGGGUCUACACGCCUGAUGCACGUCGUGCUUUGCUGCAUGCUAUUGCGAUUCAGGAUAUCAUCGAACAACUUCCACGAGGACGAGCUCAUGUAAUUCAUAUGCCAAGCUCCCUCUUCGCGGCAGUGACAAUCUAUGUCGUGUUCUCGCUCGCCGGAGUGGCAACAAUCCACCUCCCACGGACUAUUGCUUGGCAGGACGCGCUUCUUUCGCAUGCCGAUUUAAACAUAGGUUGUGACAGUAGUCGGGCAUCUACUGGCUCCGAAACAAGGCGCUUUGUUGAAGAAGGCCACACAGACUCACCACCUGGACUAGGAGCCGUGAGGAACCUGCUUUAUGAGAUGAAUUCAAUGCAGAAGCUGUUCCGCUGUCUCAUAUCUCAGUGGGGCAUUGCCCACGAUAUGGAAGAGAUCGUUAACCAGUGGAUUACCCUGUGUCAUUAG